Messenger RNA from Cyphellophora europaea CBS 101466, 426 nucleotides. RefSeq lists its product as uncharacterized. The record is from RefSeq and is a predicted model, not a curated record. Bases 1 to 426 code for a protein of 141 amino acids. The transcript is spliced from 2 exons. Lineage: Eukaryota; Fungi; Ascomycota; Eurotiomycetes; Chaetothyriales; Cyphellophoraceae.
AUGGAUGAUGAUGAUGCCACGCCACGAAAGGUGUCUGACGCAGUCUCCGUCAACAGUACAGAGCCGAAGUAUCUCGCAGUCACUUACCCCGGAACAGUGGAAACGAAGUUCGAGAUCACACUCUUAGCGGCUUACUGCGGUAGCUUUCCUCUCCGUAGUGAAAGCGAAGCCAGGGAAGAAUACUCCCGCGUAUUUAACAUUGGUGAAGCUUUCACUAUCAUACAACGGGAAGAGACUGCCCUGGAAGCCCCUAUGAAGUGGACUGAAACUGGGAUGGACGAGACUGAGACAUUCAACAUAUUUACCGCUGCGACCGACAAUCUCUAUCGUGUGUACAAGACCAGUCACGUCAAGUACUCAGGCAGAAGUUUUGAGUUUCUACUUUCUACCAUGAUUUUGGAACCGCGUCUGCAACCACGGCCCUGA